AGUUGCUAGCACUGCUGCUCUGAACAGGACGCUCCAAGAUCAGACUCUCUCUCGAGAAACACUAGAGAGGGGAAGAAGAUGAGCACCCUAGGCAAAGUUAUUAAAUGCAAGGCAGCCAUUGCCUGGGAAGCAGGAAAACCUUUUUCUAUUGAGGAAGUUGAAGUUGCCCCACCUAAGAAUCAUGAAAUUCGAGUAAAGAUUGCUGCCACUGGGGUGUGCCACACUGAUGCUCAUGCUGUGAAUCCUUGUUUUAAGGCGGGCCUUUUCCCAGUGAUUUUGGGCCAUGAAGGAGCAGGAAUUGUGGAGAGCACUGGACCAGGAGUGACUAAGUUUAAGCCAGGUGACAAGGUUAUCCCCCUGUACAUGCCUCAGUGUGGCAACUGCAAAUUCUGUUUGAGUCCUAAAACCAACCUUUGUGAAAGGAUAAGCAAAAUUAAGACACCUAUUUCUGAUCAAGACCUGAUGCCUGAUGGUACCAGCAGGUUUACCUGCAAAGGGAAGCAAAUUUACCACUUCAUGGGGACUAGCACUUUCUCUGAAUAUACUGUUGUAGCAGAAACCUCUCUUGCCAAAAUUGAUGCUGCUGCUCCUCUGGAUAAAGUCUGUCUAAUAGGAUGUGGAUUUUCCACUGGUUACGGGGCUGCCAUCAAUACUGCCAAGGUAGAACCUGGUUCUAUUUGUGUCGUCUUUGGCUUAGGAGGAGUUGGCCUUUCAGCUGUCAUGGGCUGCAAAGCUGCUGGAGCUUCCAGGAUUUUGGGGAUUGACAUCAACAGUAAUAAAUUUGCACUGGCAAAAGAGUUAGGAGCCACUGACUGCCUGAAUCCUCAGGAUUUCAAGAAACCCAUCCAGGAGGUUAUAACUGAACUGACUAAUGGUGGUGUGGAUUUUGCCAUUGAGUGCAUCGGCAAUAUUGAUGUGAUGAAAGCUGCCACUGAAUGCACCUCAGUGGGAUGGGGGAGUUGCACACUUGUUGGAGUGCCUGCAGGUGGAGAAUCAGUCCCUGUUUCUCCAAUGAAGCUGAUAAUGGGACGGAAAAUAAAUGCCACUUUCUUUGGAGGGUGGAAGAGUGUAGAGUGUGUACCCAAGCUGGUGGCUGAUUAUAUGGCAAAGAAAUUCAGUUUGGAUGCCUUGGUGACAUACACAUUGCCCUUUGACAAACUCAAUGAAGCUUUUGACCUCAUGCAUGAAGGAAAGAGCAUCCGAACUGUCCUGGUUUUCUAAGAACUCAGCUUAAAUUUUUGAAGACUUUCAUCAGAACUCAAGCAUUAACCUCAGCCUGACUCACUGUUUAAUGAUUCAAUAUUCCUUCCAUUAUAUACAGUAAAUGACAAGAUGGAAUUAUUAGUAACUACAAAUCAUAAUAGACAGAAGCUAUAAUGACAAAGCUAAGUGCUUUGCAAAGAUAUGCAUGUCCUUUUCAGGGUUGUAUAAAGGUGAUACUAAUACUAAUACUUUUGUACAUUAUUUUUAAUUGUUUUGGUUCCUAAUUUUGUGAUAAAUAAAUUAUAUAGAAUGUG
This is a messenger RNA of Alligator mississippiensis (American alligator), 1517 nucleotides long. Its product is annotated as all-trans-retinol dehydrogenase [NAD(+)] ADH4. The transcript has 9 exons. Gene Ontology annotation, biological process: formaldehyde catabolic process. The coding region runs from base 79 to 1221 and encodes 380 amino acids. Gene Ontology annotation, molecular function: S-(hydroxymethyl)glutathione dehydrogenase [NAD(P)+] activity; zinc ion binding. NCBI's taxonomy places the organism in Eukaryota, Metazoa, Chordata, Crocodylia, Alligatoridae. The record is from RefSeq and is a predicted model, not a curated record. Gene Ontology annotation, cellular component: cytosol.